Messenger RNA from Cercocebus atys (sooty mangabey), 213 nucleotides. RefSeq names its product protein PXR1-like. The annotation marks the transcript as partial. Lineage: Eukaryota; Metazoa; Chordata; Mammalia; Primates; Cercopithecidae. The record is from RefSeq and is a predicted model, not a curated record. The transcript has a single exon.
AAAGAAAAGAAAGAAAGAAAGAAAGAAAGAAAGAAAGAAAAGAAAGAAAGAAAGAAAGAAAGAAAGAAAGAAAAGAAAGAAAGAAAGAAAGAAAGAAAGAAAGAAAAGAAAGAAAGAAAGAAAGAAAGAAAGAAAGAAAAGAAAGAAAGAAAGAAAGAAAGAAAGAAAGAAAAGAAAGAAAGAAAGAAAGAAAGAAAGAAAGAAAAGAAAGAA